UCAUGUGGAGUAAUAAUAAUAAGCCCUCAUGUUAUGCCACAGUAUAGCUCCACCCUUCAGCUCCAGUCCUGAUUUUCAAGCCUGGUUACCAGUAGUCUAGACAUUAUAGAAAAAGAUCCAGGGUUUGAAGUCCCUGCUCCAUGCUCCACCCCUGGUGUUUCUGUUUUCCAGGUCUUUGUCCCCGGAACUUGCACUCAUUCCUGGGUGUCCACCAGGGUUUUCUGCUCGCAUCUGGAUCCCAGUACGACUAGCAUACAGUCCGGUGUCCUGUCCAACAGAAACCACGACCUCCUUAAGUUUGGAAAGAAAGCAAGAAAAGAAAAGAAGAAAGGAGAAAAACACCUUCCCGGCAACUUUUCUGUCGUCUACUCUGCCCCCGUGGUUUAUCCUGUCGUCGAAGCUGUGAAGCAGUGGUGUGAAUCUGAGAUUCUUGCCUGCAGUUAAAAAAAAGUUUUUACGUGUUUUAAAAUUGUAUGUUGCUUCUUUUUGUUUUUUCGAUUGAGUCUGGGACUCAACACAUAUCCAAGCUUUUAAACGGACGACGUUAGCACCGUGCCUUAAGUGUUUUUUUCGGUGUUUUCCCUCUCUCGAAGUUGUUCGGAGGUUUCAGAGGUGGCCUCAGAGCUGCUGUGAAUGAAGUAUCUGUUGAGCUGAAGAAAUCAGCGCGUCUCCAUGAGGAAACUCAGCGUGGGAGUCGCUGAAAGUUUGUCCUAGCUUACGCACACCUGAGCGAUUAUAUAUUAUUUUUUCUUUUGUUUUUUGUGCUGGUAACUUUGUAGUUUUUUUUAACUGCCACACAAUGAAGACGCUGUUGGUGCUGUGUUUAGUUUGCACGCUGGUUAUGUUGUCGGUGUCCGGGACCGCGGAGCAAAAGUUGAAAAACUGUAAUGAAGUUCGUGCUGCUUACAGCUCCAAAGGCUUCAACGUUAACGACGUCCCCAACAAAGGAGUCAACGGAGCCCCCCUGAAAGUGUGUCCGCAGGGUUUCUCCUGCUGCACAGUGGAGAUGGAAGAGAAGCUGAGCCAGCAGAGCCACUCGGACAUGAAAGCUCCCGUGUCGAGGCUUAGCACCAACCUACAAUCCACCUUCAAACAGAAGCACGACCACUUUGACAAGUUUUUCCGUGAGCUUUUGAAAAAUGCAGAGGUCUCGCUGCACAACAUGUUUGUGAGAACCUACGGGAUGAUGUACGUGCAGAACGCAGAGCUGUUCAAGAACUUUUUCGAGGCCCUGACUCGAUACUACGCGUCUGGCAGCGCUGCCGUCAACCUGGACUCCAUGCUGUCGGACUUCUGGGCCGACCUCCUGGAGAGGAUGUUCCGGCUGGUCAACGUGCAGUACGAAUUCAGUGACGCAUACAUGGAGUGCGUCAGCCGGCACACGGACCAGCUACAGCCAUUCGGCGAUGUUCCUCGCAAGCUCCGCAUCCAGCUGACACGGGCAUUUGUUGCGGCACGCACCUUUGUGCGCGGCCUGGCACUCAUGCCAGAGGUGGUCAAUAAAGUUUCUACGGUCAGUGCAUCUCCCAGCUGUGUGCGAGCGGUCAUGAAGAUGAUGUACUGUCCCUACUGCUCGGGCCAAGUGGCACUGAAACCCUGCCAGAACUACUGUCUGAAUGUGAUGCGCGGCUGUUUGGCCAACCAGGCUGACUUGGACACAGAAUGGAACAACUUCCUCGAUGCCAUGCUUAGUCUCGCUGAGAGGCUCGAAGGUCCAUUUAAUUUUGAGUCUGUCAUGGAUCCCAUCGACGUGAAGAUCUCGGAGGCCAUUAUGAACAUGCAGGAGAACAGCAUGCAAGUGUCUCAGAAAGUUUUCCAGGGUUGUGGGCAGCCUAAACCAAACAUGGCCUUCCGUUCCAAGCGUUCUGUUAAAGAAACAGGCUUUACUGGCCGCUUCCGCCCCUACAGCCCUGAUGCUAGGCCCACCACUGCUGCUGGGACCAGUUUAGAUCGAUUGACAAAUGAUGUGAAGAAGAAGCUGAAACACGCUAAGAAGUUCUGGUCCACAUUGCCAGAGACGGUAUGUGCAGGUGAGAGGAUUGCACCUGGGGACGAGUGCUGGAACGGAACAGCAAAAAGCAGGUACGAGUCAGUUGUCAUUGGCAAUGGACUGGCCAAUCAGGUGUCGAACCCUGAUGUGGAUGUGGACAUAACAAAGCCAGACAUUGUGAUUCGCAGUCAGAUUGCAGUUUUGAAGGAAAUGACGAGCUGGCUCAAAGCUGCACACAGUGGCAAUGACAUCUCUGUUGAGAUCGAUGAUGAUGGCAGUGGAGGAGAGGAGAGCGGCAGCGGUUGUGACUCUCCAUCCUGCGACACAGACCGGGACAUCUACUUCUCCACGCCACCGAACCCUGGCAAACCCCGGGUUAAUCAAGUGGUGGUGGGCAGAACUCCAUCGGCCGGGGUUCCCUCACAGGGAAGCAUGGUGCUGGUGCUCUGUGGGCUGGCCCUGGCCCUGCUUGCUCCCCACUUGAGAUAAAACUGGCUGGGCAGGGAGAGGACGAGAAUGACCAGGAGUGAUCGAGCGAAGGGGAAAAUUGUCAGAGAGACUUUAAAAAGACUGCCUUCAGGACCUUGGACUGUCCACCAUUGGGGGGGGAGACUCUUCAUAAUAUUAUAAUAACUUCACUUUUAAUUAUUUGUUUGUAUGUUUUUAAGGACAUCAGUGUACAGCAAUAUGAUUUUCUCCUCAAGAAAUCCACCUUUUUUUCCCCCUUUUCCCCAGAUAAACCUUUACUCCUUAUGGCUCUUUUGGAGCUUCACUAUGGUUCUGCUUGCAGCAUAACAAACAUUAUAUAAUUGUCUUAUUUUGGCAAUUUAAUCUCAUAAUUCAUUUGUGUGCCUUCUUCAAUGAUUGCCAUUUCAUAACUAAAGAGUAAGUAAGAUGUUUGGUUGAACAUUGAGUGCCUGUGGUGGGACAUACCUUCAUAUUUCUGAGGAUUUUCUUUCCAAUAUUCAGAGAUCAUCAAAUCAUGUAAUGUUGUUAUGGAUGUUAACAUUUCAUAACAGCAAUUUUGCACAUUAUCAAUGUGCGUACUGUGAAUGUUUGAGUCUGUGCAUUUAUACAUUUGCAUACAUCAUCCAGGCAGAAAUUAUAAAGCUACCUGUUGACCUCUGCUAAGGAAUAGUUUGAGCUUUAGUUCAGUUUUCUUUGGAGAGAUGUUUAAAAUCUUCUCAGAAAUACAGAGAGAGAAGUUAGAACACAGGUAUUUAUGUUUCACCUGGAGAUGGAAUCGGUCUUUAGAAGAGCUUUUAGGGCACGCUGCGAGCCCAAACAUGCAUAUUGUAUGUCUGCUAUAAGCAUUAUCACAACCUAACUUUGAAUUUCUUUGAUUUUUAAUUUAAUUUCCUCAGCUUAAAGACUUCAAUUGUAAGGCCAUACCUCAUGCAUGCUCUCAUUGCCAAUGCAAUCCAGUGAUGUUAAGUUGAAAGUGUCUGACAGAGUUAAGAUAUGUGGCUGGCAACCUGGUGGAAGGUAACUGGCGUGGAAGGAGAAGGACUCCCCUGGCAUUACCCCUAAAGAAGGCAAAGCUGACAAGUCCUGAAAGCCCUUUUUGGUACUGUAAGCUCAGUUCAGCACAGAGGAUCUGACUCUAUACAGUCUGACUGUUUGAAAAGAAAAGGUGGUGACACGUAUGUUCAGAGCAUUUCACAUUAAACUAGAGAAGAGGAACAAAAGACGGUGAUCAAAUGAAAUCAAGAAAAGAAUAUUUUAAUACAGGGUUUUAUGUUGAAGAGGUGUUGUAACUUUUAGCUAUUUUUGGUAUGAAGAUAUAUAUUAGGUACUACAGUGGAUUUUACUGCUAGUUUUAGGUGGUGGAAGAGAACAGUGUGCACAGAACAUGGGGGCACUUUUGGUCAAUGUGCAGUGUUUUGGGGCUUUUUUUUGCCCACACCCCACAAUACACACUUGUACCUCUUAAAUGGCCGGUGUCAGUAUAAAUGGAUUCAUCCUGAACCAUUUGAUCUACCUAUCAUCAUCCUCACGUUCUCAUCAUUUCGACUCAAGACGGAAAUGUUGAAGUAUUGUCACAAGUGCUGCCAAAAUUAAUGCAACAUAUGGUGCCUGAUCUUCGUUUUUUUUAACCUUGGUACAUUAUUAGCAACUUGGUAAAAAAAAAAAGAAAAAAAAGAAUGUAGAUGUUGAUGAUUUGUAUCUCUCGUCUCAGAUUCCCUGAAGGGUGUUUGAGUUUAUUGUUACCAGCUGACAAGCACAACAUAAGGUUUUCUUCUAAUGUCUUCUAAUUUGAUAGUCAGAUCUGUAAGUUGCAUUACCUGCCCAUUUCAUCUCUAAAAUGAAGCUGCCUCAUGUAGCUUUUGUACAGUAACUUAUGCAUGUAUUUUAAUGUCAUUGCAAACAUGCUUUUAGAACUGACAUAGAUUAUCCAAAAUACAGUAUUCAGUUUCUUUAUGCAAACAUUUAGGUGAAAUAUUUCCUAAACUAUUUGAAUUGGUAUCAGUUUUGGGGGAUUUAAAUAUGCAUUUUAUUAAAACAGAAAAAUGGAUUUGCAUGUUUCAUAUUUGUCUGUUGUUUGGCUUUGAAAUUAAAUUUUCUCCAAACAAAAUGAUGUUACCAACUAACAGACAUGGAACACAUCAACAAGGACAUCAAUAUUAGGAAUCUGACUUUGAAGGAUUUGAUGAAACAUCUAUGCAACCUGUGUAAAAUACUGAAGCCUUAAUUUAAAAUAAUGGAGCUGUGCUUCAGCAGCUGGAUUUGGCAUUACUUCUGCAUGUAAUUGGUUCAGUUCUCCUGAUUUUUUUUUUUUUUUUUUUUUUUUUGUGUUCCACCAACAUUUCUACAAGGGCUUGUGCAUGUGUUCGUGUCAUGUGGAAGAGUUGUGUCAAGUGUGAAGAAACCCAACUUUCUGAGUCAGAGGAAAUAUUUUGGGUGAUGAUGGUAAAUGUCUGUGCUUGCGGGCCAGGGCAGCAACAUUUCCCGGCUGGCAGGAGCUGGUCCAGCUGCUGGAUGAUGUCCGUUCGAUCCAUAAAGCAACUUCAGUCUAGUGACCUUGAAGUUGAGUUGGACAGGUGUUGAAACCUUUCCCUCUGCCUUUGGCCCACAAGAACAGAAAGGACUCACUUUCUGAGGAGAGAGUGAGUGACUUGACUGAAAAGAAUUUAAAAAAAAAAAAAAAAAAAAAAAAAA
Messenger RNA from Seriola dumerili (greater amberjack), 5149 nucleotides. It is a transcript of the gene gpc4, whose product is annotated as glypican-4-like. The record is from RefSeq and is a predicted model, not a curated record. Gene Ontology annotation, cellular component: extracellular region; plasma membrane; synapse. The coding region runs from base 800 to 2479 and encodes 559 amino acids. The transcript is spliced from 9 exons. Lineage: Eukaryota; Metazoa; Chordata; Actinopteri; Carangiformes; Carangidae. Gene Ontology annotation, biological process: cell migration; regulation of signal transduction; regulation of protein localization to membrane.